Molecule: messenger RNA, 1605 nt
Organism: Chanos chanos (milkfish)
Lineage: Eukaryota; Metazoa; Chordata; Actinopteri; Gonorynchiformes; Chanidae
Gene: spred2a
Product: sprouty related EVH1 domain containing 2a
Exons: 6
Coding region: 320-1582 (420 amino acids)
Biological process (GO): multicellular organism development; negative regulation of MAPK cascade
Cellular component (GO): membrane
Molecular function (GO): protein kinase binding
Source: RefSeq, a predicted model, not a curated record
UGGGGCUCGUGCGGGGCCAUCCUCAGUCUAGAUCAACGCGCAAUUUUUAACCGAAGCGUCUUUCGCACGAGAAUGCCAGGGCUAUAUGCAGCUAGCGAUCAUCAAAGGAUUACACGCUGUUUCACGGAUACAUUGCAGUAACCAAGGAACUAAGUUGGAUGAAUACGAGGGAAGAACGCACACAAACAACGGUCUGGGAAAACUCGAUGCUACAUCGGACUGAAAAUAGACGGGGUGUAAAGGGCAAGGAAUAAGACAAAAUGAAGACAGGACACUGUGUGCGCGCGGUGGAAUAUUAUUCUAGGUGAAACGAGGAAAAAUGACCGAAGAAUCACACCCCGACGAUGACAGUUACAUAGUGCGGGUGAAAGCGGUGGUGAUGAUGAGGGAUGACUCCAGCGGGGGUUGGCUGGCCCAGGAGGGCGGAGGUCUCAGCAGGGUUGGGGUGUGUAAGGUGGUGCCUGCCGACCUGGAGGUGCUAGGCCGCAAUGGCUUCCUUAUACAUGGAGAGAGGCUUCGAGAUAAACGGGUGAUUCUGAAGUGUUUUCUGAAGAAAGACCUGGUCUACACCAAGGCUACACCCACCUUCCAUCACUGGAGGGUGGACAACAAGAAGUGUGGCCUGACGUUUCAGAGCCCCGCUGACGCUCGAGCUUUUGACCGCGGCGUCCGAAAAGCCAUCGAGGACCUCACGGACGGAUCCACCACCUCCUCCUCCACGUUCCAGAACGAGACGGAGCUGGGGGACGAUGAUGUCUUCACAAAUGCCACGGACAGUUCGUCUAACUCCUCUCAGAAACGGGAGUCCACACUGCAGACGCUCGCUCCCAUCAGCCUUUGCGAGUCCCGGCGUCACCACUGCAUCCUGGGACAUCUCUACGACCAGCACAGGCCCUCCGACCACUACUUUCUGGACCCGUCAGUACCCAUGUUUCCGCGCCACGUCACCUUCCAAGAGGACGAAGAAAUCGUGCGGAUAAACCCACGCGAACGCGCCUGGCUAACGGGCUACGAGGACUACCGCCACGCUACGGCAACGCGCGACAAACUCCUCCACCCCAAUCCCACAGACGCUUACGUUCACUUCUCUAAGAGUGAACCCCCAAAACACCACUACACAUACCCCUACCCGCCCGGCUGCCACCACCAGAGCAGCGCGCACAGGGACAGCAAACUGGGCGUGGUAACGGGUCAGCCGCGAGCGCUAACGGCUAACAAACGGUCCAGCGACAAUGGCGAACGUUCUCGCUGUGUGUACUGUCGAGACAUGUUCAGCCCGGCGGAGAACAGACGCGGGAGGUGCCAGGAGGCUCCGGACCCGGUCCAAACCUGCAUCCGACGGGUUAGCUUCAUGUGGUGCGCGGACAGCCUGCUGUACCACUGCAUGUCCGACCCAGAGGGUGACUAUUCGGACCCGUGUUCUUGCGACACGAGCGAAGAAAGGUUCUGGCUCCGCUGGUUAGCCUUACUGGGCCUUUCAGUCAUAGCUCCCUGUAUGUGUUGCUACGCUCCGCUACGCGCUUGCUACCGUUGUGGCGUCGCGUGUCACUGCUGCGGAGGUAAGCAUAAAGCCGCAGGGUGAAGGGACAAACUUCCUAAAAAAUA